Molecule: messenger RNA, 1690 nt
Organism: Cucurbita pepo subsp. pepo (vegetable marrow)
Lineage: Eukaryota; Viridiplantae; Streptophyta; Magnoliopsida; Cucurbitales; Cucurbitaceae
Source: RefSeq, a predicted model, not a curated record
GAGCCAAGUGGAAAACAAAUUUAAAAAUAAUUGUUGAUUUCGUAACUAUGUUUUGAAAAAAUAAAACACAAUAAGGUCAUUUGAUUUUGGCGCAGUUUCUUAAGGUCGUCCGUGUACAAAAACUCAUUUAUUUUCUUCUCCCUCCCAUUUUUUUCCUAUGAACCCUAGAUUUACGCCGUCGCUCUGCUAAGAAGCCGCCGUCCACGUCCAACUUUGUCAAGACCCACCGUGUUUCAACCCCCUCCCCGUUCUCUUCGACGGAAUCCUAGAUCUUCACUGCCGCCUUCCGUACGUUCAACUUCGCUGAUGGACCACGUUCUCCAUUUCUUUCCCUCUCUCCUCUGCAACCAUUGACGCUGUUUGCCGUCCGCAUUUUGUAUUUUUUCGUUUGCAGAUCGCCUCGUUUCAGGGUCACUGCCGUCGUUGCAUAGACGGCACCUGGUUGGCCUGUUGUACCUUUCGCCGUCGCACCUGAUAUGAGAGGAUUACAAGUUUCCUUGAAUCAAACCCAGAAGAUUCGGCUUCAAAGAGCCCUAGAAACGCUCGAGUCUAUCUCUUCGAAAGCUAAUUCCGAUGCUUCAGUUGUAGUUGCUGAUACUAUUCCUCUCAAUUACGAAGAUGGUGUCCUCAAGGGACAUGGAACCCUUGACUUGAAUGGAGAAGUAGUUGCCACUAUUUGUGGAGUGGUCGAGCGAGUCAAUAAGCUUAUCUAUGUACGUGCCUUACGUGCCAGAUAUAAACCAGAGGUUGGUGAUAUCAUAGUGGGGCGUGUUACGGAGGUUGCUCCCAAACGUUGGAGAUUGGAUAUAAAUUAUAGCCAAGAUGCUGUUUUGAUGCUUUCUUCUAUGAACUUGCCUGAUGGUAUUCAGAGGAGGCGAACUGCAGUGGAUGAACUCAACAUGCGGACCAUUUUUGAAGAAAAUGAUGUUAUUUGCGCAGAAGUUCGUGGUUUCCAGCAUGAUGGCCUACACCUUCAAGCAAGAAGCCAGAAAUAUGGGAAGCUUGAAAGAGGUCAGCUGCUCACGGUUUCACCGUAUCUAGUAAAGAGACGCAAACAGCACUUCCAUCAUUUGGAGCAGUAUGGUAUUGACUUAAUACUUGGAUGCAAUGGAUUUAUCUGGAUUGGGGAGCAUGUUGAUCCUACAGAGGAUAUGAUGGUAGAAGAUCCAAUUAAUAAAUCUGAACAGAAGGGUUCAAAAUUUGAAGGAAAUUUUGGUAACCAAGUGCAAGAAAGAAUAUAUACUCCAUUGGAGACACGUCAGAAUAUAUGCAGAACUGCAAACGCCAUUCGAGUAUUGUCUAUCUUAGGUUUCAUAAUGUCAGUAGAAGUCAUAAUGGAGACAGUAAGUCUAGGUAUUUCUCUGAACAUCGAUGUGCAUGAAAUGCUUGGGUCGGAGUUCUGUGUUCUCACUGCAGAAAAAGAGGCUGAGCGGCGGACUUCGAGUAAGAAGAGGGGAUGAUUUGGUUUCCAAAAUUGUGUAAUUCACUCUUGCUGGAAAUUUUGCUACGAACAAUUUGAUUUUCUGAGGAACUCACUAUGAGAUCUUAGUUUGUGGAAUUUUAUGAUACCGACGAUUGGUCUGCUACUAGUGUUAACAUUAUAGAAUGCAAUAUUUGCUUAAUUAUUCUGUAGUAAGUGGUUUCAUAACUUCACUAAAUUUUAUAAAAUGUAGUAUUUUCGCGGAUGAUA